Molecule: messenger RNA, 6501 nt
Organism: Prorocentrum cordatum
Lineage: Eukaryota; Dinophyceae; Prorocentrales; Prorocentraceae
Source: the annotation of a GenBank genome assembly
AUGGCGACCAACGAGGAGCUGUUCCGACAGAUGCAGGCCUUGACCGCAGAGGUUCAGAGGCUGAGCGAAGAGAACGCCAGACUGCAGCGAGAGCAGCAAGGUGGACUCCAGGCCAUCCCGGCCCUCGUGGAUGCAGUGACCCGCCUGACGGGUAGACCCGAGCAGUUCCAGAGGCUCGUCGACACGAAAGGGAUCGGCAAGCCAUCAGUGUUCGACGGGUCGGAGUCCAAGUGCCGCGAGUGGGCCGCCAAGUUCGAGUCGUUCGUGGUUGGAGUAUUCGGGGAGCAGUUCAGGGCGGUGCUGGAAUGGAGCGUGGAGCGACACGACUCGAUCGAUCGCGGGCUCUGGCAGGCAGCCUUCGGCCCGCACAGUGACGGCGAGAUCGACCACAUCGACGAGAUGGUGGCUCAGCUGCAUACGGCGAUCCAGCAGCUCGUGACGGGCGAGCCCUUCGACAUCACCCAGAACGUCGACAAAGGCAACGGGCUCGAGUGCUGGAGGCGCCUCGCGAGGAGGUUCGACCCUUCCACCGGCGGGCGGAAGCGGAACUUGUUGAAGCUGGUCCUCUCGCCCGGGCGCUGCAAGCUCGAGGAGCUCGCGGGUGCCCUGGAGAGGUGGGAGGAGGCCGUGAAACGGUAUGAGUCUAGGAGGGACGACGACGGCAACCGAGAGCGGCUCUCGGACAGCGUGCGUAUGUCUGCCUUGGAGAGCCUGCUGCCGGCUGAGCUCGAAGAACACGUUCUUCUCAACCAGAGCCGCCUGAACACAUACGAGCUGCUCAGGAGGGAGAUCGCGUCGUACCUGGAGGCCAGGACAGGUGCUCGACUUCGAGACGCCCCGGUGCUCACCAAGACGCAGCGCGACCCCAACGCCAUGGACAUCGGCGCCCUGGUCCGGACGUACCAGGGCGGGAAGGGCGGCAAGGACAAGGGCGGCAAGGGCAAGACGGGCACUGGCAAAGGGAAGGACGACAAAGCCAAGAAAGGAGGCAAGGGCUCAGGCUCAGGCUCAGGCAAGGGGUCUGACACGUCCCACCUCACAUGCUGGAACUGCGGGCGUUCAGGGCACAAGAGCUCGGACUGCUGGAGACCGUCUGCCUCGGCGGAGGUGAUCGCCAAGGCUAAGGCUAAGGCCAAGGGCAAGCAGAAGCCGAAGGGCGGCGGCAAGCACGACGCGGGCGCGCUGGACGUCGGGAAGUCCGAGGAGGAGGCCCCUGGCAACUGGGAGCCAGAGGACCACAUGUUCUUGGAGCUGUUCUCCGCCGAGCGCGAGGAGAACGAGAAGGAGGUGAACAGGAGGAUCGUGGACGACAAGGGCUGGGUGAAGGUCAACUGCGACAGCGGAUGCGCGAGCUCGGUGAUCCCCCGCGAAUGGACUCCAGCGACUUCGGCCCCUUCGAGUCAGAGGUUCAAGACGGCGAGUGGGGGUCUCAUCGCAGACGAGGGCGGCGGCGUGCUGGAGGGCAUCAACGAGAAUGGUGCUAGGAUGCGCAUCGCCGGGCGCAGGGCUGCGGUUACCAAACCCCUCAUCUCGGCCAGCGAGAUGCUCAACAAGAGGAUCGGCAUCCUGGACGAGAGCUGCGGCAUGGUGAUUGAGAAGGGUUCCACUGCCGGACGGGCGAUCAUGAAGCUGGUCGCCAGGCUCAAGGAGACGGGAGCGCUGGAGAAUAACAUCAGGUUGCAUCAGGAGCGCGGCGUGUACAACGCCUACCUGAAGCUGCCGGAGGAGAAGGCCAAGGAGCUCGAGCAGUUGCCGCUGGACACGAUCGAGUCGGAGCUGGCCCAUCGCGUCGGGGGGCAGCCGGCGGGCACCGCCGUAAGCCCGAGCGCGCCGCCAGCAGCCGGGCAGCUGGCAGGAGGCGCGGAAGCCCCGGUGGAGCAGCAAGGAGGAUCGCUGCCCCAGGAGGAGGAGACUCGAGAGCAGCGCGGCAGGCCGCCGCGGGUUCGGCUGGCCAGGAGCCCCGCCCAGCCGACCGCUCUCGAGAUCGAGGAGCACGAGGCGCAGGGCCACGUCCACUUCAGGUCCUGGUGCCCUUCGUGCUGUGCGUCGCGUGGGACUGGCCAGGCGCAUCGCGGACAUCAACCUGCUGAGGGAGAGGUUCCUACGGUCGUCACCGACUACGGCUACCUCAACGCUAGCGAGUCGGACAGCAGAGGCCGCGACGUCAGCUCUGCGAUCACGGUGUUGGUGAUGCACGACUGCCUGCCGAGCGGGACGGGCUGCUACGGUGCGAGCUCGGUCCCUGCCAAGGGGAAGGAUGACUUCAGCUCGGGCGUGGCGGUCGACUUUUUCAAUCACAUCGGCCACAAGAGGUGCAUCUACCAGUCGGACGGCGAGAACCCGCUGCUGGCGCUCAAGAGGGACGUCUGCAGCAAGGCCGAGGGGAAGGAGCUGCUGCUUCGCGAGAGCCCGGUGGGAGAGCACCAGGCGAAUGGAGCAGCCGAGAACGCGGUGAAGGUCAUCAAGGGCGUCGUCAGGACGGUGCUGGUGUCAGCCCAGGCCAAGUGGAAGCAGCGUCUGCCGUUCGGGCACCCGCUGAUGCUGUGGGCCCCCACUUAUGCAGCCCAGAUGCUGAAUAGGUUCAAGAUCGGCGACGACGGUAAGACGAGUGAGCAGAGGAGGUCUGGCAAGCGCUGGGAGAAGGUGACGGUUCCCUUCGGCGAGCGCAUCCAGGUGAAGAAGCUGGUGAAGGACUCGCUCAAGCGAGACCUGGAACCCCGCUGGGUCACGGGCUACUACGUGGGCCACACCAGCAGGAGCGGCACGGCGCUGGUGCUCACCUCGAAGGGGGUGCAGCGCGGCACGGCGAUCUCACGCCUGCCGCCCGCCGAGCGCUGGGCCUGGAACGAGGAGGAGGUCCUCGGGCUCAAAGGCAAGCCUUGGGACUGGAAGGGCGGCGAGGAGCGCUACGCGGCAGCUCCCGCGGACGUCGCCCCGAGAGCUGGGCGCGUGGAUGCGCCAGUGGUGGUGGCGCUGCCAGCAGCUGCCGAGUCUCGAGACGUGGGCUUCUACGUCACCAGGGCCGACAUCCUGGACGCGGGCAUCGGGCCGACCGAGGGCUGCGUCGCCUGCGAGAACCUGGUGGCCACUGGGCGCGCAGGAGGCGCUGGACCUGCUGCCAUGGAGACGGGCGGACUCGAGGAAGUGCCGCUCGAGUUGCAGUCGCUCGCGUUCUCGGAGUACUGCAACCCAGGAUGCUUCACUGGGCUUGCUGGGGAGUUUGGCAUGCUCCCAGGGCUAGCGGCGGACAUCAGCCUCAAGGACCGGGAGUCUCAGGAGGCGCUGGACAUGAGGAAGAUCGUGAACCAGCAGAGGUACAUGCAGGCGCUCGAGGACCAGGACCCCUACUUGGUCAUCGGGGCGCCGCCCUGCACGCGCGUCUCGAAGCUGACGAACUUGAACCGCGGCAGGUACAAGGACCCGGAGGCGCACGCCAAGGCCGAGGAGGACGAUCGUGCGCUGCUUCGCUUCGGGAUGGAGGUCUACAAGGAUAGGCACGCCAAGGGCAGGUGGUUCUUGCACGAGCACCCUUGGGAUGCCAAGUCGUGGGACGACGAGGCGGUGAAGGAGGUGGUCUCGCUCCCUGGGGUGUACCUCGUGCGAGGGGACAUGCGCGCCUCGCUCCCUGGGGUGUACCUCGUGCGAGGGGACAUCAGCUCAAGGGCGCAGGCCUACACGCCUUCGCUACGCCGCGCGAUCUUGCAGGGGCCCAAGGAGGAGCUCGAGAUCGCGGGCGAGAUCAACUCGUUCGAGGGCGUCGGACCGGUGCCAGACGAGGAGGCGCAGUACUUCAAGCCAGACGCCCCUCCAGGUGCAGCUGAGUCGGACAAGUGGUACUGGGACGACGUCAACGGGGGCUGGCUCGACCCUGCGGGAGUGCGGGCCGCGCGCCAGGAGGAGCUGGCCUGGAUGAAGCAUCGCGAGGUGUUCGAGCCGAGUGACGAGGAGACCUGCAGGCGCCUGACCGCUCGGGCGCCGCUACGGACGCGCUGGGUCGACACCAACAAGGGCGACGAGCAGAGGCCGAAGUACCGCUCCAGACUGGUCGCGAUGGAGAUCAAGGCUGCGAAGAAGGCGUCCGAGCAGAUGAGCGCGAGCGAGCUCUUCAGCAGCACGCCGCCGCUGGAGGCGGUCAAGCUCCUGUGCUCGCUCAUGGUCUCGAUGUGCCGCUCGCCCCGAGGACUCCCCCUCAAGAUCGGCUUCUGGGACGUCAGCAGGGCGCACCUGUACGGAGACGCCCAGAGGAUCUUGUUCGUUCGUCUUCCUGAAGAGGAGGGAGGAGGAGUCGCUCGGCUGCUACGUUCCAUGUGUGGUACUCAGGACGCGGCUUCAGUGUGGCAGAGCGACUGGAGUCGACAGCUCUUGGAAGAUUCGUGGCGCAUGGGCGUGGCAAGCCCAGCUGUGUUCUAUCGUCCCAGUGAUGAAGGUCGCGGGCUGGCUCAUGGCGACGACUUCAUGGUGCUCGGAGACGAGAUCACGCUGAAGGAGAUCGAGACGAAGCUGACCGAGCGCUACGACAUCAAGUGCACCGGGAUCUUGGGUCCCGACAGUGGGGACGCGAAGGAGGUCGUGUUCCUCAACAGGGUGUUGCGGUACGUUGAUGGCUCCACCCCGGCGGUGGAGAUCGAGUCGGACCAGAGGCACGUUGAGCUGCUGAUCAAGGAGCUGGGCCUCGAGAACGAGUCGAAGGGCCUGGACGUGCCGUCGGUCAAGAAGACGGAGGCGGACAUCGACUACGAGGCGAAGCUCAGCACGCUGCCCCCGGACGAGGUCCGUCGGUAUCGAAGCGUGGUGAUGCGUGCCGCCUAUCUCACCUUGGACAGGCCGGACAUCGUCGACGCGGUCAAGCAGUGUUCGAGGCGCAUGCAGGCGCCGACGUCAGCAGACAUGAUGAUGGCCAAGAGGCUAGGGAGGUACCUCGUCAAGCAUCCGUGUCUAGUCGCAAGGUUCAACAAGCAGAAGAUGCCGGACAGGAUCACGGCCACCUGCGACUCGGACUACGCGGGGUGCCUCAUCACCAGGAAGUCCACCAGCGGGACGGUCUUGGCGCUCGGGGAGCACACUCUGUCGGCCACGGGAUCGCUGCAGAGCACGGUGCCCCUUUCGAGCGGUGAGGCUGAGUACUACGGCAUCCUCCGCGCGGCCGCUGCCGCGCUCAAGGUUGCUGCCAUCGCCGUGGACCUCGGGCUCGAGAAGAGCGUCGAGGUCGUCUGCAAGCACGGAGAGUUCCCGAUAGAGGUCUGCGGGGACUCGACUGCGGCGAUCGCUUUCGCAUCGCGCCAGGGCCUGGGCCGUCAGAAGCAUGUGAUGACGAGAUACCUGUGGCUUCAGAGCGCGGUCAAGACCAGGAGGAUCAUACUCAAGAAGGUCGACACACGGGAGAACGUAGCUGACUCGUUGACCAAACCGUUGUCGGCGAAGGUGGCCCAGAAGCAUCUCAAGAGGAUGGGUUACCACUUCAGGGGCACGGAGGGCCGUCCAGCGCAGGUCACCGGCCGCGCCACGAAGGACCUGGAGGCUGCCCGCGAAGAGCUCAACCGGCUCGCGCGCUUGCGCCGGAGCAAGCGCCUCAGCGACGCCGUCGCCAGCAACGACGAGGACCAGCUGCGAGACGCGAUCAGCAUCGCGCAGAGCCGGGAGCUGCCGCCCGACGAGAUCCAGAGGGCCAGCGAGGCGCUGGGCUCCCUCAUCCGCGCCCGCGAGCUCAAGCUCCUGAGGGCGGCCAUGAGCAGCGAGGACGAGGCCCAGCUGCGGGAGAGCAUCAGCACGGCCAGCAACCUGGUGUCCAGCGAGGAUAUCGACAUCGCUCGCGAGGCGCUGAACAAGCUGAUCCAGGUGAGGAUCGUUCGCAACCUGAAGGCCGCGAUAGAGAGCGACGACGAGGCACAGCUCCGUGAGGCGAUCGUGGAAGCGCGCAAGGUCGAGGUGACCGGCUCUGAGAUCAAGGCCGCCAACGAGAGGCUCAAGGAUCUCGUCCUUGCCAGGGAGCUGAAGCAGUUGCGCGACGUCGUCGCCACCGGCGACGAGACAGAGUUGCGCGAAGCAAUUCGAGAGGCGCGUAAGGCCAGCAUGCCCAGCGACGAGUUGGACAAGGCCCAGGACGCGCUGGACAUGAUGGUCCUGAACAGGAAGCUCGUGCAGCUCGGCGACGCGCUGGCGAACGGCGACGAGACCCAGGUCAGGGCCUGGAUCAGCGAGGCGCGGAAGGCGAAGCUUCCCAGCGAGGAGAUCGAGAAGGCGAAUGCCGAGCUCACCAAGCUGAUCUUGGCCCGAAGGAUGAACCAGCUACGCAACGCGAUCACGAGCGGCGACGAGGCGCAGCUGCGGGAGGCGCUCAGCGAGGCGAGGGAGUCCGGCCCCGAGCCCGACUCGGAGGAGAGCCGCAGCGUCUGCGCAGACAUGAUGGCGUCACGCAGUUCAGUGCUCUUCUUCAUCUUCGCCCGCGGCGAGGCUGUGCUGCUGGUUGGCACGUGUGCACUGGCCAAGACGUUUGGGACAUGA